This is a messenger RNA of Closterium sp. Naga37s-1, 334 nucleotides long. The record is from the annotation of a GenBank genome assembly. Lineage: Eukaryota; Viridiplantae; Streptophyta; Zygnematophyceae; Desmidiales; Closteriaceae.
AUGAUUUCUAACCGAGCCACCACGCAGCAGCAGCCAACGAAUGUGGCGAACGAUUUAGCGACAGCUCCUUCCGAGCCUGCUUUCAAGCUUCGGGGAUCAGAGUCGGUUGGUGAUACCCGGGCCGCGUCUGGUGACGGAAGCGAGGCGAUUAAAGACCUAUCGGGUCCGCCGGUCCUGUGCUGGGAGCGCGUGGGCGGAUCCACUAAGGCGUAUGUGGCGAAUGAGGGGGGCGGGGGAGGGGAUGGCGCGGAGGGGGGCGGGGAAGGGGCGCAAUGGGCGGCGGAGAAAGCCGUUCUUUAUCCAGGACGUGGGGGAGCGCGCAGACGCGGUUAUG